This is a messenger RNA of Elephantulus edwardii (Cape elephant shrew), 1158 nucleotides long. It is a transcript of the gene PELO, whose product is annotated as pelota homolog (Drosophila). Gene Ontology annotation, biological process: nuclear-transcribed mRNA catabolic process, no-go decay; nonfunctional rRNA decay; RNA surveillance. The record is from RefSeq and is a predicted model, not a curated record. The coding region runs from base 1 to 1158 and encodes 385 amino acids. Gene Ontology annotation, cellular component: cytoplasm. The transcript is spliced from 2 exons. NCBI's taxonomy places the organism in Eukaryota, Metazoa, Chordata, Mammalia, Macroscelidea, Macroscelididae.
AUGAAGCUCGUGAGGAAGAACAUUGAGAAGGAUAAUGCGGGCCAGGUGACCCUAGUUCCUGAGGAGCCCGAGGAUAUGUGGCACACCUACAAUCUAGUGCAGGUGGGCGACAGCUUGCGCGCCUCCACCAUCCUCAAGGUGCAGAUGGAGUCCUCCACUGGCAGCGUGGGAAGCAACCGGGUCCGCACGACCCUCACGCUCUGCGUGGAGGCCAUCGACUUCGACUCGCAAGCCUGUCAGCUGCGAGUGAAGGGGACCAACAUCCAGGAGAACGAGUAUGUCAAAAUGGGGGCCUAUCACACCAUCGAGCUCGAACCCAACCGCCAGUUCACGCUGGCCAAGAAGCAGUGGGACAGUGUGGUCCUGGAGCGCAUCGAGCAGGCGUGUGACCCCGCAUGGAGUGCUGAUGUGGCAGCUGUGGUCAUGCAGGAAGGCCUCGCCCAUGUCUGCUUAGUCACUCCCAGCAUGACCCUGACGCGGGCCAAGGUGGAGGUGAACAUCCCUAGGAAGCGGAAAGGCAACUGCUCCCAGCACGACCGAGCCUUGGAGCGCUUCUAUGAGCAGGUGGUCCAGGCCAUCCAGCGCCACAUUAACUUCGACGUGGUGAAGUGCAUCCUGGUGGCCAGCCCGGGCUUUGUGAGGGAGCAGUUCUGCGACUACAUGUUUCAGCAAGCAGUGAAGACUGACAACAAAUUGCUGCUGGAAAACCGGUCCAAAUUCCUUCAGGUCCAUGCUUCCUCUGGACACAAAUAUUCCCUGAAAGAGGCUCUUUGUGACCCUACCGUAGCUAGCCGCCUUUCGGACACCAAAGCUGCUGGGGAAGUAAAAGCCUUGGAUGACUUCUAUAAAAUGUUACAGCAUGAACCUGACCGAGCUUUUUAUGGACUCAAACAGGUAGAGAAAGCCAAUGAAGCCAUGGCAAUUGACACACUGCUCAUCAGUGAUGAGCUCUUCAGGCACCAGGAUGUAGCCACUCGGAGUCGGUAUGUGAGGCUGGUGGACAGUGUUAAGGAGAACGCAGGAACCGUUAGGAUAUUCUCCAGUCUCCAUGUGUCUGGGGAGCAGCUCAGCCAAUUGACUGGAGUAGCCGCCAUUCUCCGCUUUCCUGUUCCUGAACUCUCUGACCAAGAGGAUGAUUCCAGCUCUGAAGAAGAUUGA